Messenger RNA from Symbiodinium sp. CCMP2592, 252 nucleotides. Lineage: Eukaryota; Dinophyceae; Suessiales; Symbiodiniaceae. The record is from the annotation of a GenBank genome assembly.
AUGCAGUUGUGGAGCAGACCUACGCUUUCCUGCGCGAAAGUCUUGGAUUGGGUCCACCGGGCACCGGGAAGCCCAAGCCCCGACGAGUCGACAAGAAGAAGCAGAAGGAGGAAGAGCGAAGAGCCAAAGAGCAAGCUGAGCGCGAAGCCCGCGAGCGCGAGGAGAAGGAACGGGAGGAGGCUGCUGAAAAAGACAAGGCGGCCAGGAAAGAGAGACAACUCGCCAAAGAAAAAGCCCGGGCUGAGCGCCUAG